AAGUCCUCCACCAAUCACAGCGCGGAACACGCUCGUCUCAGCCAAUCAGAGUGCACGGAGCGCGAGGUGGGCGUGUUCCAAAAGUCAUGAAACUCAGCUAAUCUGGCUUUUUUACUUUUCGACUUUUAUUCAGAAUUAUUCACUAAAAACAGCCAAAUAAUCUUCUUUACUACCGACCAGCAGCGUUCACACCAGCCUGUGCUGAGAGGAGUGGGGGGGUUUGGGAUGCUGAGGAGAUGGACAGCACUGAAAACUCGAUGUCAGUGAGGGUGGAGGAGCGGGCGUGGUCGGGGUGUGUGGUGCUGUUUCUGCGCUGCUGUAACUCCGGUUCUGAUCUUCUCACUUCCUACAAAGACCAGCAGGAGAAGUUCAGCGUCUUUAAGGUCAUCAAACUGACUCUAACAGAUGUAGCGGGAGGUCUGGACGGGUACGAGAUCCUGAAGCUGCACGACGCUGAUCCGUUUCUGGGGGUGGAGCUAAAGUUUGUGGAUCCGUUGCCGUGUAAACGUUUCCUGGACAGUUACGCGUGCGGCGCACUACUGCAGUGCGUCUCUCAGCACGCCUCACGCCUCCUCGCACUGCCCGACACACUUCCUGUUCACGCCAUGCUGAAAGCAGGAACACACACCCUGGACCAGAACCUUCAGGACCCGGAGCUCUGCCUGCAGUACAUAUACCAGUCUCAGCCGGUGCGUUUGCGAGAUGACGAGGUCACUCAGCUCGAGCAGCAGCUACAGAACAGCUACGCUUCACCCAUUAAGAAACCACAGGAAGUGCCCAAAAACUGCUUCCUGUUCCAGAAGCGAGUGUUCGAUGAUAGGCCGCUGACGUCUGCAGACCAGCAGCGAUUCGCCGCUCAUGCGGGGCGGGACUGGAAGCGAGUGGGCCGGGCUUUACAGAAGAACUGCAGAGCUCUGAAGGGAAACGCCAUCGACAACCUCGCCUACGAGUAUGAGAGGGAGGGGCUAUACGAACAGGCCUAUCAGCUGGUGGGGCGCUUCAUCCAAUCAGAGGGCCGGAGUGCCAGGCUGGGGCGUCUGAUUGGUGCACUGGAGGAAACCAAGCUCACCAGCAUCGCUGAAGUCAUGCUGGACAUUCAGCCACGAGAAUAAGAGACUGAGAGUCUGUGCGAGAGUGUGUGUGCGAGAGUGUUUUAGAGUGUGAGUGUGCAAGAGUGUGUUAAGAGUGUUGAGUGUGCGAUUGAGCUAAAUACAAAGUACCAAUUAAUUUGAAGUUUUCUUUUUCUUUUUUGUGAUAUUUUUAUGUUUUUUUCAUCAUGUCUGGAUUUUUUUUUCUGUUUUUCUGUGUGAAAAUUCUCCCUCAUCCCGUCAAUAAAACUCUAUAAAAUAGA
Astyanax mexicanus (Mexican tetra) is the source of this 1351-nucleotide messenger RNA. RefSeq names its product tnfrsf1a-associated via death domain (gene tradd). Gene Ontology annotation, biological process: positive regulation of canonical NF-kappaB signal transduction; extrinsic apoptotic signaling pathway. The transcript has 6 exons. Gene Ontology annotation, cellular component: tumor necrosis factor receptor superfamily complex. The coding region runs from base 237 to 1112 and encodes 291 amino acids. NCBI's taxonomy places the organism in Eukaryota, Metazoa, Chordata, Actinopteri, Characiformes, Acestrorhamphidae. The record is from RefSeq and is a predicted model, not a curated record. Gene Ontology annotation, molecular function: transmembrane receptor protein tyrosine kinase adaptor activity.